AUGACACGCGGCAAGAAGUGCGAUGAGAUCUGGAGCCCAGAAGGCUACUGCCAGCGGUGUCUCGCCGGGCCAUGGGAGUGCUCUGGCCGCACCUCGAUGCCCGGCCGGCCAGCGUUCACGCUGUCCAAGUCGCCCACGGCGGGCGUGGACGACGCCGCGUCGACGCUGUCGGGCCUGUCGUCCCUCGCGGCGGCGGCCGGCGCAGGCAUCGCGUCCGUCUCGCCCCCCGCGCCGAUGGCCGCCCGGCCGACCUCCGCCCGCCAGCCGAUCGCCUCAAGCCCAGCAACGAGCAUCUCAGUGGGGUCAGUGAGCAGCGUGAGCUCGCGCACGCCGCUCCCGAACCAGCCGGUGCCCCUACCCGCCGCCGCGCCGUUCCCGCCUACCCCGUCCGACAGCAACGGCGUCACGCCGUUCGCGCUGUGGAACGGCCUCGUGCCGCCCGCCGACGCGACGCGCCCGCUCUUCACCACACCGUUCAGUCAGCCCCUGUUCGACUGGCCAGAUGGGAACGGGCCGACGGCGGUCCUGACCACCACGGCGGACGGCACGCUGGCAAUCGACGCCAGCACCGAGCCACUGGGUGGCGUGAGCUCCGCUGUUGAGGAGUUCUGGAACUCGCUCAGCGCGAGCUUCAACCCCCAGGCUGGGUCAUCGGGUGCCGGGAGCUUCAACACGGGCAGCAGGGUGCUGUUCUUGUCGAGCGACCGGCCAAUGCGCCAGGGCGUGAGCCUCGCCGAGAUCUACGCCCGCGUCGUCGACAGCUGGCUCGUUGGGUUGACUGAGCACAAGCGGGACUAUGCCAGGGCAAGGAUUCUCGCCCUCAACGACACGAACAGCGUCAUGAGGGCAGUGCGCUAUGCCGUCGCAGCGGCGUACAUCUUCCUGUUUGCUUCUGGCCCAGAAGGACACAAGGACCGCCGUCCAAAGCUCGUCGAGCUGGCGUGCAAGGGUGCUGGCAUCCCCGAGGACCUUAUGGGCGCGUCUGCAGCCGAGAGUGGAGACACGACAGCGGCGACAAAGAAGAUCACGCUGUACGUCGACCACGUGUCGACACCAUUUGCGAGCGACCUCGAGAGCGCAAAGUGGACCGAGGACGCCAUUCACGAGUUGAGGAACAUCCAGAUCACGAAGCAGUCAGAGCUGAGUGACUUACUGUGGGGUGUCAUCGACCUCCAGCUUGUGGAGUUUAUCCGUGGUGGCGCAGCACCCAGCUACAGCAUGCUCGCGCUUGGCGACAGACUCGUGCGGUCCGUCUUCCCGGGUGACCACCCGUCACUGUCGCUCUGGGACCUGCGCACGCCCGAGACGUUCUCUCUGCGGCUGUACGCAAUCUCAGACCUUUCGCGGUGCAUCGUUCAGCGCGGCCGCCGGACAAUAUUCAACUUCUACAUGGACGUCCGCGCACACGAGCCCGCAGACGAGGGCGACGAGGAGCCGUGGGCAUCGCCGUACCUCGGCAUGCCGGACGCGAUCAUGACGCUGCUCGCGCGCGUGGUCAACCUCUGCUCGGAACUCAACACGCGGUCAGCGGCGAGCAUCAAGGCGGACGCGGACGAGAUUGAGUCCGACCUGCGAUCGUGGACGCCGGCGCCCGUGUCGCCACACAACGUCGACAGCUCGGCGCUCGUGACGCGCACGAUCGCGGGCGAGAUGUGGCGUCUGUGCACGCUCAUCGUGCUGUACCAGUCUGUGCACCGCGUCGGCGGGCUACACACUGUGCUGCGGCGCGCGGGGACUGAGAUGCUCUCGCUCCUGUCGAGCAUCACGCAGUUCCCCUCGGGCGACCUGUGGGGCUUCCUUGCGCUGCCUGCAUUCCUCGCGGCCUGCCUCAGCAUCACGGACCACGACAGGAAGCGCGCCAUGUCGUUCCUCGUGCGCACGGGCCCCGAGCGCGUGUGGCUCGACAACAUCGCCCUUGUGGAGAAGGUGUGGGAGGAGACGGACGAGACGGGGAGGAUCGUCGACUGGCACGACAAGCUCACGCGCGAGGGGCUGUCGGUUGCGUUCUUUUAG
Molecule: messenger RNA, 2013 nt
Organism: Vanrija pseudolonga
Lineage: Eukaryota; Fungi; Basidiomycota; Tremellomycetes; Trichosporonales; Trichosporonaceae
Exons: 5
Coding region: 1-2013 (670 amino acids)
Biological process (GO): positive regulation of transcription by RNA polymerase II
Cellular component (GO): nucleus
Molecular function (GO): transcription cis-regulatory region binding; DNA-binding transcription factor activity
Source: RefSeq, a predicted model, not a curated record